This is a messenger RNA of Mytilus californianus (California mussel), 1620 nucleotides long. RefSeq lists its product as uncharacterized. Lineage: Eukaryota; Metazoa; Mollusca; Bivalvia; Mytilida; Mytilidae. The transcript is spliced from 5 exons. Bases 256 to 1554 code for a protein of 432 amino acids. The record is from RefSeq and is a predicted model, not a curated record.
GUAAAAUACGUAAAAUUUCACCUUUGAGAAGGGUAGUGAUAUUUUUAUCUACACCACUUGAAACAUAACUUAAUGAAGGAAGACUACUACUCCAACCAAUUAUAAAUAUAGACAAAUAUGCCGCCCAAUCAGUAUAAUAGUGGAGCACUACACCUCGGAUCAUAUUACAUGUAUUGUUCUCAUAUACUGAAUGUUUCGCUAGUAUUUGUUAAACAUACUUGUGUAUGUAGUAUCGUAUAGGACGUACUAUAAUCCAUGGCACUUAUUACUGUGCUCAGUAUUGUAGUUUUUGGAUAUAUUUUCAUAGCAGAGGCAAAUUCUAAUUCCAAGUGUUCGUGUUUCCCUGUACCUGCACAGAAUGACAUGUGCAAAGCCAUAAACAUAAGCUGUCCACUAGGAUCGGUCAUUUAUAAACCAAUCAUUGAUGCCUCAUCUGACGAAUGUCCGGCCUCUGGUGAAUUUUUCCAGAAUAAUGAGUCUCCUUGUGUUGGUCGACCAGCCGAUCUUAGAGCAGAUGUAGCUGAUUGCUAUUGGAAACAAUCCUGUUUAAUCCAGUUUCCUUCGACACCGAUUUAUACACGAACAUGUGUAAAUGAGGCACAAUCAAUAAUAAUCCACGAAUGGAUGUGUAUUAAAGCUGCACAAACAAGUGUGUACUUUAAAGAAUUAAUAUGCAAAAGCAGGUACAUAGGAAGAAAUGCAAAUAGUGGUGUAAUACUGAGCCAUCAACAUAUACCAUGGAAUUACGACAGAACGAUGUUUGAUGACAAUAAGUUACAGAUUUCAAAAAUUGAGAAAACUUGUGAAACUACAAUAAUCGUACCUACUGCAGGUGGAAGCAGGGUCUUAGUACAGACAAGUUUAUUUGACGUCGAUAUGCAGAACGAUCAGCUGACUAUUAAUGAGAUCGUGGUUUACAAGGGAGAUUUUCGUAAAGAAUUUCCGCCUAACACCCAGGUCAACAUCAAAUUUUCGUCGACAACUGAAAAAUCUAAAGGUGGUAAAGGCUUCGUUAUAUGUUUCAGAAGAUUAAACGAACAAGAAAAGAAUGACAAAUCUGCCUGUGACGGAAUUUUCGAGUUGGGUAAAGACCCAAAGCUAACAUUUGAUAAAGACAUACAACUAGAACAUGGAACAAUAACGGAUAGUACAACAGUAUAUACAACACCCAUGAGUCAGACAUUCAAAUCAACACCUAGUACUGACCAGCAGUGCAUAAAAUGUUUGGAAAGGAAACGUCCGAACGAAAAAUGUAAAAAACUGUGUUGCAUAGGGCAAGUAACUCAUCCACAAUGUCAGAAUCAAGCGUCUCCAACCACAACAACGACACCUACUCAAGGAAAAUGUAAAGUGAAGAAGAAAAGAAUCGAUAAGUUUUGUAAGAAUUGUGUUAAAGGCAAGAUUAAUUGUGGGAAAAAAGACAAUUGUUAUUCUUGUUGUCCAGGCAAAACCAUUUCUCCGAAAUGUAGGAAUCGAAAUAAGGAUCGUAAAAGAAAAAGAAAAGACAGGAAAAAGAAAAAACCGAAAAAGAAGAAAGACAAAAAGGGUUCUUGAAUUUCGAACACACUUUAAUAAAUCAUGUUUCUUUGUUUAUAUUAUCCAAUACACACUAGAAAAAUA